AUAAUCAGUUCAUGAUAUAUAGAUACAGAUCUUGUGCACAUCUAUAAGCAAUUGUUUUUAUGAAUAAUUAUUUAAGGCCAAGCUUUAACUAAAGGGAAUCAGAGAGGAUAAGACAAGGUGUAAUGAAGUAGCCGUUCUUAUAGAAACUAACAGCAAUGGGCCAAAAAUCACAAUUGCAAUGUCGGUCAGUGUUUGCCAGUAUAGUCAUGAGAUAACAGUUUAAUUCAUUUCACAUGUUUCUGUUAAAUACAUGCAUCAACUUGGAGUACAAUCAUCCUGUUCCCAAAAACUCUCAUUAACGUCUUUGUUAAGCAGAUGUCUCACGUUGUCUGCCCCUCCCAUCUCCAUGGAGGCUGCAUUGAAACAGUUUGAGAUGAACUGUUGCACAACAGUCAUGACGCAGGUAGGUUUGACGCCGGCGCUGUGACAGACAUGACUCAGAUUGCCUCGAGGUUUAAAGGGAUGAAACAUCAAAUAUCAAUCAAAACCUGAGCUAAUGUUUUAAACCUGUUUUCACUGACAUACAUCCAUGCAUGCCAGAGAAGUGGAAGUUUUUCACUUUAAGGUGUACAUAAAAUCUGACUCAGCUGUUUGAUUUUAUAGGUUUUCUUAUGGGAAAUGAUGAUGGAAAUCUUCUUGCAGAUAUGUGCAGAAACAGUUCAGCAGAUCCAAAUUGAAAAUGUACACCAUUGUCACAACAAAACAGGCAGAGCAAACAUGAACAAAAGAAGUCUCCAAACACAGUACAGAAAUGGUACACUGAUUCCUGCUGAUAUAGAGGCAUGUCUGUGGGCUUUUAAAGCUGGAAAUGUUCUCACACCUCCAUUGAAAACGGACAAAGAAGGUAUAAUAUGUGGUGAUGAAGUUUCAGGCAGGGGACAAAAGAGCAGGUCGUAGAAAACGAGGUGAGGGACAGAAAGGGAAAAGAGAAAGACGAGUGUGAACCUGUGGGAAUAAAAGAGCGAGGACUGCAAACAGAUACAGUUAUGUGUGUGUGUGUGUUUUAUUUCCACUCUCAUAAGAACCAAAAUUUCUCUGAAAGGAUGUAAAACAUACAGAUUUGGGAUAUUUCGCAUUUUCUACUAUUUUUAUGAAUAAAUUUGGUCGUAUAAGAUGUUUUGAUGCUGCAUCAGGUGAAACAGGUGUCUGAAACUGUGAUAUUACUUUUAACUAUAGUGAAUGUUUCUUCAAAUUAAGUUAUACUUGGUUAUAAUAACUGAAAAGACAGGGAACAAAGAAAGAGGAAAUACAGCAGCUAUCGCUUAGAGAAUCUCCAGGAAGUGUCAAAAGUUCGGAGUACUUAUACACAGAUUAUGUCAAAGGUAAAAAGUCAGUUCAAGCGACACCAGUUCAACUAGUAUUUUUUCUCCUAAUCAGGCAUUAUCGUGGGAUUAUAUUAAAUCACAUUCUCCUGAACCAAAGUUAUGGAUAGGUAUGUGCUGAGGAGGCUGAAGGAUCUGGUUUCAGGUAUGUAUCGAAUGAGCUCACUGGAGUGCUCACAGGUAUAGUAAUGCAAAGUAUUUGGAAGUGUGAUGAGUGUGUGAGUGAGAGUCUGUGUGUGUGUGAGAGAGAAAGACAGCGAGAGGGAGAGAGAGAGUGGACCAGAUGAAAACCGGCCCAGAGUGUGAAUCACAGGCUGGGGGGGGCGUGGUUCAGAGGGUGGGGCCCAGCUCAGUUUUGGCACCAGCCCAGUCCUUGCCCAUCUCAGCCCUAUAAGAGAACCCUGGUCCUCCCAGCUUCACUGUCACUGAGGACAAACCUACCUUCCUAUCUUCUCACAGUCUCACCAGCCUCCAGCGAGAAAACAUGGGCAGACAGAAGGUGUAUUUGGACAAACUGUCCCGAUUCUUCCAGAUCCGUAACCUGCUGCUCCGCCAGGCCCUGGCAGAGUGUCUAGGCACCCUUAUCCUUGUGGUAAGUGUUUUUUGUAUAUUUUUUCAGUGUAAAUGUGCGCACAGGUGUAAUCCCCGCACUCCAAGUCUGUGCUCUUUUUAAAAGCCUUGAAAUACUUGAUUUGUUGAUAUUAGUUGACCUCUGACCCCAGUUAUUGCUUUUCUCUAAGUACCCUUGCAUCAAACUCAUAUUUUAGUGUCUUUGUAUCAUAAAGAAGUCUAUCUGCCAGAAUUUAAAACAAUUUUUGCACCGUCUAGAAACUGUAAGAUUUUCCACCGUCUUUAUGACCGUCUUUAUAUUACAUCGGACCAGGGUGUAAAUGUAGAAAAUACUUCAUUGGCCAGCUUAUUUAAAGCAAGGAGACAAACAGGUUGGUUAGGAUGGCAUGUAAAGGGACCAAACCAUACUGACAAUUAUACAGCAAUAUUUGUUUGGAGAUGGGAUCCAAGAUCCCGGAUGAAAGACCUUGUGACUUCCUAUUAUCUCUUUACUUUGGCUGUGUGCAAGUGUACAUUGGCAAGGAAUGCUUGUGUUGACACUUUUCUCACAACUUUUUACUCAACCAUGAAAAGUUGAGUAAAAAGAGGCGCAAUACUCGACAUUGUUCAAACUGUGUCAGGAUAAAGGAAACUUAGGAACGAAAGAAGCAGGAGCGAUUGACACUUCUUAUGUUCAUUAAAUUAAGAAAAGAUCAAGAUUACAGCCUGAUAUUGUUUUUCCAUGGCAGAUGGAGACACUUGCAUGAUCUAAAUCAGCAUUUCCGACAGGUUUGAUAUAUUACCUUGACACACAAGGCUUUAAAUAUUUACAUACACAAUCCAAGCCCAGAAACUAUUCAGGAGUUGAUGUUAAGACAACUUCGCAUGUGCUUUGAAUACUAAGGUGUGGCUGAGACAUUUUAAGGUGACACAUGUCAUUGGCAGUGCAGGGAGGAUCAUCAGUAGGACAAUAGAAAUCAUAGCACACACAUGGCUGGUCAUGAUGUAACCUCCUCAAACAGACGUUACAAAACACUUACUUUCCUCCAGCCUUAUCUUUGUUGACUUGUCUCCAGAUAAGGUCUCUGUGAUCAAUUUUUCUUCUAAUCUAAAUGGAUGAUCAUGUUAAGCCUAUAAGUAAUUAUUAACUAGUGAUCAAUGAUGGCUUAGAGAGAUAUGAAACAAGUGUAAGGGUGUGUGUGAGUGGGUGUGUGUACCUCUUAUUAAUAGAUGAAGCAUUCUUUACAUGUCGCUCAAAGCAACUUUACAGGAUCAGACAAGGAUUUUUUUCUCUUUUUCCUCAAGAGAUCAACAGAAAGCAGAUUUUAAUUAACUUUUUCACAAAGACAUUAGUUGCUCUCCACCCCAAAUUUAGAAAGAUCACACAGGCAGUGAUUUACAGGCUUGUUUCAGACCUGCAGAUUCUUUGUUUUCAGCUCCUAAACCAUACCCCAAAUGUGUGCCUCAGUAGGCAGGCUGCUGCCGUUCUUUUUUAUAAGCAUCCCGACUGUGUUAAAAGCCUCGAGUAGCCGCAUGGAUGCUUAACCAGCUGAAUCAGCCAGUCAGGUUUUGUCUGGCUUGAGGGGAAAGUUUGGUGCUGAUGAUUAAUUUACAAAAUGUUAAAGGGACGUAGCUACAAGCCAAAAUACUUGGAGAGAACUACUCAGUUAUCUCCAAAAAAAGCACUUCAGUGGUAAAAAAUAUCUCUUGCUGCCCAUAGAUUAAGAGAGGGAUUUAAAAUAAGACCUUUCUAGUGAAAUGCGAUCCAAGUCAGGAAGUUGGCAUUUGCAAGCUAAUGGACCAUUAUUUGUAAUCUGAUCCCGCCGACUUCAGAAAAAAAUGGAGGUGAAAUCGUAAAGUUUUCUAGACCAGUCAAACUUUAAAUGUUUUAUUGUCCACACACAUUCGUCUCAACACAAAGAGUUUGGCACAGUUCUGCCCAGUGCUCAAGCACUUUGCACUCAUGACCAGUCUCAUCAGGGGUGGAAAAGAGUUUAGAGCGAGGCCAGUGAUGAUGAGCUUCCCCCAGGCGCCAGUCCCACUGAGUGCGGUUACCUCAGGCUUACCCCAAAAUGUAAGUCCUGUGGUCUGUCUGAAAAGUAUCCUCAUCAGGGGGCUGAAAGAGCAGCGGGGCAGAGUUUAGACCACACAGACUUCUUUGAAACAAGCAAAGCAGACACAGGGACUUACAUUUGACAUUAACCACACAUUACGAAGAAUAAAUAGUAUGGCACCUGUUGACUCUAAAACUUAAACCCUUCAAAUCUGUCUUAAAAUGAGUCACAUUAUGCCCACUUUCCUCCAUUUCCAUGGAAAGUGAACAUCAGCUUUUUCUCUGUACAAGAUUUAAGAGCUAGGCAGCAGCAGUGAAAAUAUUCCCCAAUAAGGUCAACAUAACGACCUUACUGAAUAUCCAGGGUUAUGGGCGUGUCAUUAUGAACACAAAAGAGCUCAUUUACAUCUGAGCAGAGCUCAUAUAAGGGUCUUUGUUUCAGUUUGGUUUCACUGUUAACAAUCUCUCUGCCCAGUAUUUUGUACAAGGUCUGACCUUGACUUGCUGACUUUGGUCCAAAUGUGCCCAUUUCAUGUGAUGCUGCUUCCACAUAAGAAUAAUAGAGAUAACCAAUAAACUCUUAUGUGCGUAAGUGUCUAAUCCUGAUUUUCUUCUCUCUGUCUGCAGAUGUUCGGCUGUGGUGCUGUGGCCCAGUUGGUGUUGAGCGGUGGAUCUCAUGGCAUGUUUCUCACUGUCAACUUUGCUUUUGGGUUUGCUGCUACUUUGGGCAUCCUGGUCUGCGGCCAAGUAUCAGGUAAACAACUUGUGUUAUUAAUUUCACAUUCUCCACGUAUGAUCACGUAUGACAUGGUGACCAGUACUCUCAAAAAGCUGCAUUUAUAAGGCAUAUCAGAUUUGCAGGACUUCUUGAUUAAAAUGGUGCUACUCCUUUACAUCUCCAUGAUCUGUAAAAUAGAAUGAGAUACUGACAUUGUGUACCUUACAGGUGGCCAUUUGAACCCCGCUGUGACCUUUGCCCUGUGUCUGCUCGGAAGAGAGCGCUGGAGGAAGUUCCCCAUGUACUUCCUCUUUCAGACAAUUGGGGCCUUUUUUGGUGCUGCUGUCAUAUUCGGCAUGUACUACGGUAAGGAAGAAGGAAAUCACGUUUUGAAACCCUUUACUAACAAAUAAUUGUUUCACUCAGUCAACAAACUGGUCUUCUCUAUUAUGCUGAUGCUAUAUUCUGUUAUUUGUACCCUCCAGAUGCUCUGUGGGACCACCCUGGAUGUUUUAAUGUGACUGGACCUAAGGCCACAGCUGGCAUCUUUGCCACCUACCCUGGGAAACAUCUCACCCUUGUCAACGCUUUCUUUGAUCAGGUAAUUUUUGAAAAUCACAUCAUGAAUUUGAGUUUUAUAGAUAUAAAUGGUGCGACUCUGUCCAACUCAUAAUAACUUCUUCAACAAUUCUCUCUCCAACAUAGAUUAUUGGCACAGCUGCUCUCAUAGUUUGCAUUCUGGCCAUUGUGGAUCCAUACAACAACCCCAUUCCCCAGGGGCUGGAGGCCUUCACUGUGGGAUUUGUGGUUCUGGUUAUCGGACUGUCUAUGGGCUUCAACUCUGGGUAUGCUGUCAAUCCUGCCAGAGACCUCGGACCACGUCUUUUCACUGCAAUGGCCGGUUGGGGCAGUGAAGUUUUUACGUAAGUGCUAAUUAAUUAUGACCUCAAAGAAACUGUCAAUGUGUAGUGUAAUGUUGAGCAGCCUUCAAAAGCUUAUCUGCGUAACUAACUUGUGUUUUUGUCACUUCUCAGGGCCAGAAAGGGUUGGUUCCUGGUACCCGUGUUCGCUCCAUUCCUCGGCACCAUCAUCGGCGUGAUGAUCUACCAGAUGAUGGUCGGUUUCCACGUUGAGGGUGAAGUUCGGGACAGACAGGAAACAGCGCCGGAGAAUGUCAGACUCACCAAUGUCACCGCCAACGACAACCCCAAGGAGCCAACCAAAGAAAUGCUCUGAGCGUGUUAGAGACAUUCACUUACACAUGCACAUUCUGUAAAUAGUGACACAAACCACAGUUUCCUUUCAGCCGUGACCGGCUUUUAAAAUUGUCUUUACAGCUGUCGGGACAUUUCCCAAGAUAGCCGAGUUUUUGUGAAAACAGACGACACUUAUCAUUGUUAUGUAUUUGUAUUAUAUUGUUGAGUGAUGAUUGUGUAAAAGUGUAGAGGGGGAGAAGCACAACUUUAGAAACACAGAAUUACAUUAAUUCUUUUAUUAUGAGAUGAAAGUUUGUAUCUUAGUGUCUGUAACACUCCAAUUUGAACAGUAUUGUAUGCUUUAUACUAAUAAAGUUUUAUAUAGCCUUUUGUAUCAUUAUAUUGACCUGUGUUUAUUCCAGAUGCUUCCUAUGGAUCUGGUAGUCCAGAAUUUUCACCGUUAUUGUUAUGAUUUGAGGAAAAUUUUGAUAAUUUGGAGAUUUUCACCACUCAACCAAAGAGAAAAGUCAUCAGACAAAAUUUGUACAAAAGCGAUAUUGCACAUUUAAUUUAGAUUAAAUGGAAUAAUCCAGUUUUUGUUAAGUACUGCGGUGUCCACUGUGAUGUUUAGAGCUGACAGAUGUUGGUGAAGCAGCAUCCCUCCCACAGCAUUCUUCACUUCACCACUGCCACUUUAGAGCAGCUAUAUUGGUGCAGCUGCAUAUUUACUUAGACCGUCUUUGCCCUGUGAAAGCCCUGACCAACAAUUCUCCAGCAUGCUUUCAUUUGUUAUGAUGCCGUCAGCUACAAACUUUGUAGUUUCCACUUUUUGUGCAAUAAUGUCAUCAGAAAAAACUUCUAGCACCUUUAUUUAUCGACUGUUCCCAAAACGAUGUUCACUUGUGCCUGUAAGUGUGUUAGCAACAUGUUAUCGACCCAUUCAGAGGUGCUGUACUAGACUGUGAGCACCUUGUAUGUAGGUUGAGGGGA
This is a messenger RNA of Xyrichtys novacula (pearly razorfish), 6828 nucleotides long. The record is from the annotation of a GenBank genome assembly. NCBI's taxonomy places the organism in Eukaryota, Metazoa, Chordata, Actinopteri, Labriformes, Labridae.